This is a messenger RNA of Drechmeria coniospora, 309 nucleotides long. RefSeq lists its product as uncharacterized. NCBI's taxonomy places the organism in Eukaryota, Fungi, Ascomycota, Sordariomycetes, Hypocreales, Ophiocordycipitaceae. Bases 1 to 309 code for a protein of 102 amino acids. The record is from RefSeq and is a predicted model, not a curated record. The transcript has a single exon.
AUGUCCCAAAGCAUCCGCAUCAUCCAGAUUCGUGCCGACGCUCAUGAACGCAGCAAACAUGGCGCCGCGCAAUCGCUCAGGAAACGGCCGGUCGCGACGGGGCGCUUGCCACGACGGCGCUUGCCGGUGGGUACCGAACCCGAGGCCGCAAACUCAACUGCACGCCGGGGUGCGCCUCUCCUGCUCGAGCCGACGCAAGAGACGCGAGCACGGACGGCGAGACGGUCACGGUCGGAGAAAAAGCGUUCUCGCCGAUCUGCGUCGCCACCAACGGUGCGGGUGCGGGUACGGGUGCGGGUACGGGUGUGA